Aedes aegypti (yellow fever mosquito) is the source of this 1321-nucleotide messenger RNA. RefSeq names its product glyoxylate reductase/hydroxypyruvate reductase. Gene Ontology annotation, cellular component: cytosol. The record is from RefSeq and is a predicted model, not a curated record. Bases 131 to 1180 code for a protein of 349 amino acids. The transcript has 5 exons. Lineage: Eukaryota; Metazoa; Arthropoda; Insecta; Diptera; Culicidae. Gene Ontology annotation, molecular function: hydroxypyruvate reductase (NADH) activity; glyoxylate reductase (NADPH) activity; NAD binding.
UUUCUUCAAGUCAAAGCCAGUAUUCCAAGCUUGCUUCUGUGAGUAGACGCGUUUUCAGUAUUUGGUGAAAUCUCAGUCAAGUAAACAUCAAUUCAAAGGUAACCCACCAUCGAGGAACUGUUGGAACGAUAUGUACAGAUACAAGCCAUUCAGAAAAUUGAUGCCAAUUCUACUAACAAUACAAUUCAGCUACACCAUGUCCACCGCACAGCAAACCUGGCGCCCCAAGGUUCUGGUAACCAACAAGGAGACCCCGGAAAAGGGCAUCACCAUUCUACGACACAAAUGUGACGUGAUUUUUCCGGACAAUGUUCCAGCUACUAGGGAUGACAUCCUGAAGCUCGUCCCUGGAGUGGACGGUAUCAUGUGGGUGGGUCACUAUGCGCUGAAUGGAGAAGUACUGGACAUUGGAGCUCCUACUUUGAAGGCCAUUUCCACAAUGUCGGCUGGAAUGGACUAUGUGGAUAUUGAGGAAUUCAAGCGCCGAAACUUUCCUCUAGGAUACACCCCCACGGUGCUGAAUGAUGCUGUGGCAGAUGAAGCGAUUGGAUUGAUGAUCGCCGCAGGAAGACGUUUCCAUGAGGGUCGUUUGAAAAUCGAUAAUUCACAAUGGCAAGGCGGACCACAGUGGAUGCUUGGUCGUGAUAUCAAGGGAAGCACCAUUGGUAUAAUCGGACUAGGCGAGAUCGGUUUGACCAUCGCCAAACGAUUGAAGGGAUUUGAAGUAGGCGAUAUUAUCUACAGCGGAAGGAAGCAUAAACCGGAAGCAGAAUCAGUUGGGGCUAAAUUUGUCUCUCAGAAUGAAUUGCUGAAGGAAAGUGAUUACGUUUUCGUUUGCGUGCCGUUGAACAACAGUACUCGCAAUUUGAUCAACGAAACCACCUUAAAGCUCAUGAAACCUACGUCGGUUCUAGUCAAUGUCGCACGGGGAGAGAUUAUCGAUCAGGACGCUCUGGUGGCUGCUCUGAAGAAUGGGACCAUAUUUGCCGCUGGCUUGGAUGUAAUGACCCCAGAACCGUUGCCCGCCGAUAGCGAACUGUUGAAGCUUCCUAAUGCUGUUGUCGUUCCGCAUCUGGGGUCUGCCACGCAGCGCACACGUGAGGACAUGUCAGUUAUUGCAGCACAUAACGUACUGGCCGGAAUUGCAGGAACCCCGAUGUUGGCGCCUUACCCUUACUAAUGUACCUAAGCAGCAAAUUUAUGGAAUGCGACCUAAUGCCUUUACCUAUGUAUUUUUGAAAGUUUCGAUGUUUUAUAUUACAAACUAAAUUAUUAAAUAUAUAUUAGCAAUAAACUAUGUGGAAAAUAUCUAGAUCUAGAA